UCGAUGAAUUCCUGUCUUCCCGCGCAGUUUGAAAACUUGGAAGCACCAAAACCCCGUUAGAUCCAAAAUAUCCGUCUUUUUUUCCUCAAUCUCCAGCUGUAAGCGCUCUGUUUCGCCCGGAAUUUCUCUUUAAGUCAGGAGCUUGGAUUCUCGCUGGUGUGAUAGUUGAUUUUAUCGCUUGCAAGCGUGAAAAUGGCGAUGCAAGAGCGUCCGCGACAACAAGCCACCGAGGAAGAAGGCGAGGACGUUAUCGGUCCUCUUUCCAUCCGAAAACUUGAGGAGCACGGGAUAAGUGCUAAUGAUGUUAACAAACUUAUUGAUGCUGGGUUCCACACGAUAGAAGCCAUCACCUACACCCCCAAGAAACACCUUCUCUCUAUCAAGGGAAUCAGCGAAGCAAAAGCUGAUAAAAUCAUCAAUGAGUCGUCAAAACUAGUGCCAAUGGGGUUUACGACAGCAACAGAGUUUCACAUGCGGCGAGCUGACAUGGUCAUGAUUACGACUGGUUCCAAGGAACUAGACAAGCUCCUUCAAGGCGGUAUAGAGACAGGCAGUAUCACUGAGUUGUUUGGGGAGUUCCGUACUGGGAAGACGCAGCUUUGCCACACCCUGGCAGUCACUUGUCAACUUCCUAUUGAUCACGGUGGUGCAGAAGGCAAGUGCCUUUACAUCGACACAGAGGGGACAUUCCGACCUGAACGACUGCUAGCUGUUGCAGAGAGGUAUGGAUUGAAUGGGCAAGAAGUGUUGGACAAUGUAGCGUAUGCCAGGGCAUACAACACAGACCACCAGACAAAGCUGUUACUGGAAGCCUCUGCUAUGAUGGCUGAGACGAGGUAUUCCCUUCUGGUGGUGGACAGUGCGACAGCCUUGUACCGGACAGAUUACUCAGGGCGAGGAGAACUCUCAGCCAGACAGAUGCACAUGGCCAGGUUCCUUAGAACCCUGCUACAAAGAGCAGAUGAGUUUGGUGUUGCCGUGGUGAUCACUAAUCAGGUGGUGGCACAAGUAGAUGGUGCGGCAAUGUUCCAAGCUGAUCCCAAGAAACCUAUUGGGGGCAACAUUAUGGCCCAUGCCUCAACAACAAGGUUGUACUUUCGUAAAGGAAGAGGUGAAACAAGAAUAUGUAAAGUGUACGACUCCCCGUGUCUGCCGGAGGCAGAGGCCAUGUUUGCUAUCAAUGCUGAUGGAAUAGGUGAUUCAAAGGACUAAUGUUGGGAAAUAUAACAUAUGGCUGGAGAUCACAUGAUUUUGUACACACUUCAUUAUUAUUAUUUAGGCAUGUGGGUUUAGAGACUGGUAGUUUUCUGGGGAAACAAGAGAAGCAACAGUUAGAGAUAUCAGGGGAAGGAAUUAAAGCUAAGUUCAAACUUUGUAUUAUUAUCCAUAAGCCAUAUAUACCCUACAUGUAAAUGAACCAAGUCAAUUAUUUUAUUUUCAUUUGCAUGCAUUAACAUUGAAUAAGGCUUAUGGACAAUAUUAAGUUUUAACUUAGCCUUAGCAAUUAUUCUACAGAAACGAUGUGUCACUUGAGUGUCACUAGCUUCCACAGUGUAGGGAUCUGAGGUAUUUUGACUUUAGAUCAUAAAUACAACGCUUGAUAAUGUAACAACAAUGAUGUAACUCUAUAGUGACCGUUUUAUUAUUUACAUUGCUAAAUUCUUCAUGAGGCCAGAAUUUUUAUGCAAACUUCUCAAAUUCAAAUGUUAUAUAAUUAUAAAAUGUAUUUUUUUUAUUACAAGAUAAUGAAGGCAUAUAAAAUUCUGGUCACUAUUUAAAAAAAAUGCUAAAAAAAUCAAUUAAAUUCAUAUGUACAUAUUUUUCGUAAAAUUUAUGUGGUUUAGAAUAAAUGUUUUAGAUUGUCA
This is a messenger RNA of Nematostella vectensis (starlet sea anemone), 1865 nucleotides long. Its product is annotated as DNA repair protein RAD51 homolog B. Gene Ontology annotation, cellular component: condensed nuclear chromosome. Gene Ontology annotation, molecular function: ATP hydrolysis activity; ATP-dependent DNA damage sensor activity; ATP binding. Lineage: Eukaryota; Metazoa; Cnidaria; Anthozoa; Actiniaria; Edwardsiidae. The record is from RefSeq and is a predicted model, not a curated record. Bases 193 to 1212 code for a protein of 339 amino acids. Gene Ontology annotation, biological process: mitotic recombination-dependent replication fork processing; DNA recombinase assembly; chromosome organization involved in meiotic cell cycle. The transcript is spliced from 8 exons.